AUGACAGCUGAUAAGGAAAAGAAAAUUAUGACGUUUGCUAGAGACACACCUGACGAAGUUAUUACCGAGGUGGAACAAAAGAUUAAAGCUUUAGGAAUGAAUAGACUUGGUAGCAUGAUGCCAAAGGGCGGUGGUAAAGGGGUAAUUACCGGUGCCGGAGCUUUACUAACGUUAGGUGCAGCCGCUAUCAAAUAUACGCGACUUUUUGGAGUACAAAAAGAAAUUUACAGUGAAGGUACACAUUUGAUGAUUCCAUGGUUUGAAACACCUAUUAUUUACGAUGUUAGAGCAAAACCACGAAACAUCGCGUCUUUGACGGGUACAAAAGAUCUUCAAAUGGUGAAUAUUACAUGUCGUGUCCUAUCAAAACCCAGAACAGAAUCAUUAGCCACGAUUUAUCGUUCACUUGGAACGGAUUAUGAUGAACGAGUUCUUCCAUCAAUUGUAAAUGAAGUACUUAAAUCAGUUGUUGCACAAUUUAAUGCAUCUCAAUUGAUCACACAACGAGAACGGGUAUCACGUCUGGUCCGUGAAAACCUGACGCGUCGAGCACUCCGGUUCAACAUCGUUCUUGAUGACGUAUCAAUCACGCAUGUAGCAUUUUCACCGGAAUUUACACAUGCAGUAGAAGCCAAACAAAUCGCACAACAAGAAGCACAACGGGCAUUUUUUGUGGUCGAACGAGCUAGACAAGAAAAACAAUCGAUUAUUGUUCGAGCCGAGGGAGAAGCCAAAUCAGCAGAAUUGAUUGGUGAAGCUAUUAAGAAUAAACCAGGGUUCAUUGAAUUAC
Molecule: messenger RNA, 790 nt
Organism: Racocetra fulgida
Lineage: Eukaryota; Fungi; Glomeromycota; Glomeromycetes; Diversisporales; Gigasporaceae
Source: the annotation of a GenBank genome assembly